AUGUCUACACAUACAAGAAACAGUGGUGCCUCCACCAUGGCAACCAAAGAAACCUCCACUCCACGGAGAGAGCACAAGCCAAAGUUGACAAUGGCUCGGGGUGGAAUCCUUCGCAGCACUCGUGCUGGCGAAGCAUCCCGCAAGUCCCGUCUUACCAGCUUCCAGCUCGACCAUCUACGUCGACACCGGGGUCCAUACAGGGCCUUCCCGAAGACAUUCCUCGUAGAAUCUCUUCUCGGCGAGACCAGAUUCGAUCUGGUAGGAAUGACCAAGAAUCAAUUCCAGCAUUGGACUCAAGUCCUCGAGGAUGCGCUGAAUGGAGCAACGUCCUACACGGAAUUUGAUCUUUCAGAACUCGAAAAUGAGAAGGGUAACAUGCCGGGAAUAUACUGGCGUGAGCCAGGUCUCAGUAUGCGCAAGGACGCUGUCAUAGUCGCCAUGACGGAAGAGCAAUUCCAACAUUGGAAGUCCCUACGUGCUUUACAGCACGCGACAGACUCGACUCUUGCUCAUCGAGAGGCUGAGGAGCAGCGUGCUCUCUUCGUAUGA
Mollisia scopiformis is the source of this 549-nucleotide messenger RNA. RefSeq lists its product as uncharacterized. The transcript has a single exon. Bases 1 to 549 code for a protein of 182 amino acids. The record is from RefSeq and is a predicted model, not a curated record. NCBI's taxonomy places the organism in Eukaryota, Fungi, Ascomycota, Leotiomycetes, Helotiales, Mollisiaceae.